Molecule: messenger RNA, 624 nt
Organism: Ilex paraguariensis (yerba mate)
Lineage: Eukaryota; Viridiplantae; Streptophyta; Magnoliopsida; Aquifoliales; Aquifoliaceae
Source: the annotation of a GenBank genome assembly
AUGGCGGUUCGUGCGACGAUUCCUCGCUUUCCAUCCGACCCCGACGCACAGGAGUCGUCGGGGCUGCCGUGGGGCGUGACGGUGACGCCGUUUGCGGCCAAGGACGAGAACGGAAACCCGCCGUUGUACGGAUCGGACGGCCAUUUGCUACCCAGGUGCGAGAAUUGCUGGGCCUAUUACAAUACCUACUGCGAACAAGAGCAGUGGGCCUGGUCUUGUGCUCUGUGUGGGACCCUCAAUGGCCUCUCGUCUCAGAUCAUCUCUAAAUACUCUCUCCCUGACUCUUGUCCCGAAAACAUGUCCUCCUUCAUCGAUCUCGAGUUGCCCAUUUGGGGUCAGUUCUUGUAUCAAUUAAUCAAAAAGUAUUUUUGUUGUUGGGUUGGUCUUGGAAGAGAAAAAUCUGAAAGGUUCAAAUUGUUGUAUUGUUCUCCCUUGUUGGGAAAGCCAAAGAAUAAGUGAAAUGUACAAAUUCAAUAGUUUUUGAUUCUGUACUGUUUGGUUUCUUCAGAAUGCAAUAGCAAGGCUAAAAUUUAAAGCUUAUGAUUCUGUGGUGCUUUGGUUUGGUUUCCAAGUAAUCGAAAAACGAGGCUAAUUUGGAAUAAUUGUUGAUUAUGAUUGAAUACU